AUGGACUUGUCUAUCAAGAAGAGCAAGAAGAGAAGGGCCGGGGAGGGUCGACCUAGAAUUAAGUGGGGUGGCUUGACUCCAGUUAGUGCACUGGAGAUAGGGGAAAAGGUGGCGGGAAUGGGGGUGUGGGAGUGCAGGGGGGAUGUGGAUGUUAUGUGGGAUAGGGCUGCCAGCUGCAUCACGGAGACUGCUAGAGAAGUGUUGGGUGUUUCAAGGGGGCGGGAGUACUUUCAUAGAUUUUUGAACGAGGAGGGGGACAGAGGUAUUGAGUUAUGGGAGCUGGAGCACUCGGAGGAGAACCGUGAUUUCAGUUACUGUAGGCGUUUUAAGGUUAAGAAGGCGUAUGAUAAAGUCUCGAGAGAGGUUCUGUGGAGAUGCUUGGAGGUGAGAGGGAUUCUAGUAGCGUACAUCAGAGCUAUUAAGUAUAUGUACGAUGGAGGGAAGACCCGGGUGAGGACGGCGAGAGGAGACUCUGAGCAUUUUCCGGUCAAGACAGGGUUGCAUCAGGGAUCGACUCUUAUUCCGUUCCUAUUUGCGUUGGUGAUAGACGUGUUGACCCGGGUGCUGAUUGAUGAGACGCGCGCGCGCGCGGGGGUGGGGGUGGGGGUGUGA
This is a messenger RNA of Capsicum annuum, 612 nucleotides long. RefSeq lists its product as uncharacterized. The record is from RefSeq and is a predicted model, not a curated record. NCBI's taxonomy places the organism in Eukaryota, Viridiplantae, Streptophyta, Magnoliopsida, Solanales, Solanaceae. The coding region runs from base 1 to 612 and encodes 203 amino acids. The transcript has 3 exons.